AGCAUGCACCCCACUGGGGCUGGGAAGGGCAGGACAAGGACACCCCGCUGCUGCUGGUGGCCUAGGCCAUGGGAGAACACAGACCAGAACAGAGACUGCCCUGGGCCCUGAAGACCCCUCCCCUCCCUGUCCACAGCAAGGGUGGCUGUCUGGCAUGUGUGGCCAUGUCGUGAGCAGGUGGAGGUCCAGCAGCUGCCCUAAGGAGGAAGGAGUGCCCCAGCUUUGACCCCAGAGAGGGACAGAAGGAGCCUGGCUCAAGAAGGGGGCUGAGGCUCUGCCACAACAGAGCUGUGUGAGCUCUGGCCUCAGUUUUUCCCAUCACAGAACUGGACCCAGGUUGGACCCCGUCCCACACGCACAUCCUGACAGGGGCCUGCACCCUGCGCCAAGACCCUCAAGGGAGGCUACGCUGUGUCACCAGGCGCUGAGGACACCUGUGACUGCCCCGCCAUGCUCUUGGUGACCACCACCUCCGCGGUGCCUGGGCCCCUCUCCCUGCCCAGCAACAGCAGCCAGAAGCAGCCCCCAGACGCCCGGGACCCACUGCUAGCCCGGGCCGAGCUGGCCCUGCUUUCUACUGUCUUUGUGGCCGUGGCCAUGGGCAAUGGCCUGGUGCUGGGGGCCCUGGCCCGGCGGAGCCGGCAUGGACGCUGGGCGCCCAUGCACAUCUUCAUCGGCCACUUGUGCCUGGCUGACCUGGCGGUGGCUCUGUUUCAAGUGCUGCCCCAGCUGGCCUGGGACGCCACUGACCGCUUCCGAGGGCCUGAUGCCCUAUGCCGGGCUGUCAAGUACCUGCAGAUGGUGGGCAUGUACGCCUCCUCCUACAUGAUCCUAGCCAUGACGCUAGACCGUCACCGCGCCAUCUGCCGCCCCAUGCUGGCCUACCGCCACAGGGGCGGGGCUCACUGGAACCGGCCAGUGCUGGUGGCCUGGGCCUUUUCACUGCUUCUCAGCCUGCCGCAGCUAUUCAUCUUUGCCCAGCGUGACGUGGGGGAUGGCAGUGGGGUCUUCGACUGCUGGGCGCGCUUCACAGAGCCCUGGGGCCUCCGUGCCUAUGUUACCUGGAUAACCCUGAUGGUGUUCGUGGCACCGGCCCUGGGCAUCGCUGCCUGUCAAGUUCUCAUCUUUCGAGAGAUCCAUGCCAGCCUGGUGCCUGAGCCAUCCAAGAGGGGGCGCCGCAGAGGGCACAGGUCGGGCAGUGCCAGAGAAGGAGCGCGCGUGUCAGCAGCCAUGGCCAAGACCGUGAGGAUGACACUGGUGAUAGUGAUCGUCUACGUGCUCUGCUGGGCACCCUUUUUCCUCGUGCAGCUCUGGGCAGCGUGGGACCCUGAGGCACCUCAGGAAAGGCCCCCCUUCGUGCUGCUCAUGCUGCUGGCCAGCCUCAACAGUUGCACCAACCCCUGGAUCUAUGCAUCCUUCAGCAGCAGCGUGUCGUCGGAGCUGCGUGGCCUGCUCUGCUGCUCCCGGAGCCGCACUCCACACGGCCUGGGGCCCCAAGAUGAAUCCUGUGCCACUGCCAGCUCCUCCCUGGCCAAGGAAUCGUCCUCCUGAGGAGCAGGUGGGCGCCAGACUUCCAGGGGCUGGCUCCAGGCGCUUGUCACUGCCACACGGUGUGGCCCUGGGCGAGCCCCCUUUAGCC
Fukomys damarensis (Damara mole-rat) is the source of this 1639-nucleotide messenger RNA. RefSeq names its product arginine vasopressin receptor 2 (gene Avpr2). The record is from RefSeq and is a predicted model, not a curated record. Bases 451 to 1551 code for a protein of 366 amino acids. Gene Ontology annotation, cellular component: membrane. The transcript is spliced from 5 exons. NCBI's taxonomy places the organism in Eukaryota, Metazoa, Chordata, Mammalia, Rodentia, Bathyergidae. Gene Ontology annotation, biological process: G protein-coupled receptor signaling pathway; positive regulation of vasoconstriction; regulation of systemic arterial blood pressure by vasopressin. Gene Ontology annotation, molecular function: peptide binding; vasopressin receptor activity.